AUGCCACGGCUCCGUCCAUCACUGCUAUGGAAAGCAUGUCGAAUAUCCCCAGAUUUGGCGAGGCUUCUCCCGGUAUGCAGAGACAUUCCAUCGGCGCUGAAUGAGCUGCGGUGGAUCCGCGAACAUGUCCAAUCUUUACCUGCGCCAGAAAACGGUCGAUAUCAUGAUCGACAACUUCGUGACAUUAUAGCCAGGCAAAUCUGCAUGCGCCGAGGCCUCGGUGAGCCUUUACAGUAUUUGCUGGGCACGCAACCCUUUGGGGACUUGGAAAUACUAUGCAGGCCUGGCGUGUUGAUUCCUAGACAUGGGCUGGUGGGCGAGGUCCGUGGCGUCGACAUCUCCUCCAAGGCUCUUCGCCUGGCCCGAGAUAACGCAGCCCACAACAGGGAACUCCUGCGAAACUGCGAACCACGGUUCCAAAAGCUAGACGUCUUCGCCGCCGAUGACGCUCACACGACAAGCAGCCUGGCGGAGGACGGCAGCUGGGAUGUGGUUACUUGCAACCCGCCGUACAUAUCCGAGGCUGGCUUUGCGCGUGACACGACCCGAUCCGUGAGGAACUUUGAACCGAGGAACGCCAACGUCCCCGAGCAGCGGGACCUCGGCGGCUUGUAUGACGCGGUCAGGCCCGAGGACGUCUUCUAUGCGCGAGUCCUGGACAUGUGUCGAGAGCAUCUGCGACCUCGGGUGGUGUUCUUUGAGGUGGGCGACUUGGAACAGGCCAAAAGGGUCACUGCUAUGGCUUUAAAGGAUCAAGUCCAGGCUGAGAUCUGGCGUGACCUGCCUGAUGUUAUGCCUGGUCAUGAUGACGAUGGAUCGGCUAGUGUCAGCAUUAAUGGGGUGACCGUGGCCGUCAAGGGGAGUGGCCAUGGUAGAGGCGUGCUGAUCCAGUAUCAUGGUGGAGGCGAUCGACAAGGGCAUAGCUGA
Pyricularia pennisetigena is the source of this 927-nucleotide messenger RNA. RefSeq lists its product as uncharacterized. The record is from RefSeq and is a predicted model, not a curated record. Gene Ontology annotation, cellular component: mitochondrion. The coding region runs from base 1 to 927 and encodes 308 amino acids. The transcript is spliced from 2 exons. Lineage: Eukaryota; Fungi; Ascomycota; Sordariomycetes; Magnaporthales; Pyriculariaceae.